GGAACACUAGAAAUCAUUGUAAAAUGGCACAAUUUGGUGAGUUGGUUUUGGUUUGUGGAGAUGCGGAUGUUCCUUUUAAGGAAAGUACUUUGCCCCCACAGUUUAAGAAGAUGCUUAUUCCUGGGAAGUUCAAGCAUUGCUUAAUCACGGGCGGAAUCUCAACAGCGAAUGGCGUUGAUGAGUUGAAGGCGAUUUGCGAUGAUAUAUACUAUGUUCAGGAAGCUAUUGAGGAUGAUCCAGAUGGAAAAGAUCGUAUUGAGACUACCAUUUGCGGAUACAAGAUCAAUCUGGUCAGUGGAGACUCGCUACUAGCUCAAUCGACUGAUUCGCUUCUGGAAGCAACUGCUCGUUUGUACAAGCCUGAUAUUAUGGUGUAUGGAGGCACGCACGAGCUGCGUGUUGAAAAGAAAGAUGGCGUUUUGUAUUUGAAUCCUGGCUCGCUGACUGGCGCUUUCAAUCCUUGCCAUCCAGACAAUUGCCCGAGUUUCCUGGUGCUGGGAAUGCGCGAUGACGAUGUGAUCGUGUUUACGUACCAAGUGAAAAACGAGAAGCUGGAGGUGGGAAAGAGUGUUUUUAAGAAAAACGAAUAAGUGUACAAACUACG
Messenger RNA from Blastocystis hominis, 604 nucleotides. RefSeq lists its product as hypothetical. Gene Ontology annotation, biological process: intracellular protein transport; retrograde transport, endosome to Golgi. Bases 24 to 590 code for a protein of 188 amino acids. The record is from RefSeq and is a predicted model, not a curated record. Lineage: Eukaryota; Bigyra; Opalinata; Blastocystidae. The transcript has 6 exons. Gene Ontology annotation, cellular component: retromer complex; endosome.